AGCAGAGGAAAGGAGGACGGAAGGACGUCACCACGCUGUUGUAGAGCACGCACGUAACGUCAUCAGGCAUUAGUAGACGAGCCACGCAAGGAUAAGAUGUCGUCGAUAAAGCACAAAUACUCAAGACGUUCUCCUUUUUACUGACUCUGCCCCGUCACGUGAACACGGCACCAGACUCGAUCAGCCGCUCGUCGGGUUUUGUUUCCAAUGACAUUCUCCUGCGGACUGAAGUCAUGGCGCUGCUCAAACAAAGUUGCUGCGUCGCUGGUCGUUUCUCCUCAAACCAGCGGUGGCUGAGUCCCAGAUGUUUCCCACAUGUGUACACCAGCAGUGUGACCACUGUGGCCAGAUCCUCUCCAGCCAGGACCGACACGAAGAAGGAGCCUCUCAGUGACGAUGGGCCGGAUCUGCAGGACUUCAUCUCAGGAGACCUGUCGGAUAAAGACAAGUGGGAGGAGUACAGAGGCAACCUGAAGAGACAGAAGGGAGAGAGGUUACGUCUUCCCCCGUGGCUCAAGACAGAGAUCCCCAUUGGAAAGAACUUCAACAAGCUGAAGAACACGCUGAGAGACCUCAACCUGCACACAGUGUGUGAGGAGGCCAGGUGUCCAAACAUUGGGGAAUGCUGGGGAGGAGGAGAGUACGCCACCGCCACAGCCACCAUCAUGCUGAUGGGAGACACAUGCACCCGCGGCUGCAGGUUCUGCUCGGUAAAGACGGCCCGGCGCCCUCCGCCUCUGGACCAAGACGAGCCCUACAAUACGGCCAAGGCCAUCGCCGCCUGGGGGCUGGACUACGUGGUUCUCACCUCAGUGGACAGAGAUGAUAUCGCUGAUGGUGGAGCAGAGCACUUUGCUAGGACAGUUUCUAACCUGAAGGAAAGAAAUUCUCGGAUCCUGGUUGAAUGUCUGACCCCUGAUUUCCGCGGCGACCUCGCAGCAGUGGAGAAGAUCGCCCUGUCAGGUUUAGACGUGUACGCUCACAAUGUGGAGACCGUGCGUGAGCUGCAAAGACACGUGCGUGACCCCAGAGCGAACUUUGACCAAUCCCUGAGCGUUCUGAAACAUGCCAAGAAGGUCAAACGCACUGUGCUCACCAAGACCUCCAUCAUGCUGGGACUGGGGGAGACAGACAAACAGAUACAGGACACGUUGACCGAGCUGCGAGAGGCAGAGGUGGACUGUCUAACACUCGGCCAGUACAUGCAGCCCACAAAACGCCACCUAAAGGUGGAAGAAUACGUCACUCCAGAGAGGUUUGCCCACUGGGAGAAAGUUGGGACUGAGAUGGGCUUUAUGUACACAGCCAGCGGACCCCUGGUGCGAUCCUCAUACAAAGCAGGCGAGUUCUUCCUGAAGAAUCUACUGGAGAAGAGAAAAGCAGAGAUGACUGUAGCAGAAUGAAAAGCACAGAACUACAGACUGUUCUGCAUAUUACUCAAACCUCGUCUUUACCUUUAAUCACCCACAAUUACAGAAUAUGCUUUACUAGCAGGACCACAAUGCAUUGUUGUUAGUCAUAGUUAGUCUUAAUGACUUGUAACAAGUUGAAUAAGGAAACAGAAGGGAUGUUAACAUUCUGUUACUUUUCAAUACGCUUCACUGUCCUUUACUGCUCCUCUGUGACGACCCACAGUUCAAUGUAGGAGGAGAUCAAAGUGUAUAAGGAGCAGUAGGAGGCCUGCAGACAUGUAGAUAACCAGGGCGCAGACUCUGCCCACGUCAGCCCGACAGGAGAAAAUACAACCUGCUGUGAUCAGCAGCUGUAAUUUGCCAUGUUCUGCAUGUCAGGGGCCCGUAAAUCACAUCCAGCCUCAGCUUCCCCCCCCCUCGGGCCCUGGACUCCAGGUAGAGAGCCACUGACCUUUGACAGCGAGCUCAGUUUACGAGCACUUUGAUGUUAACCUGGUUUCAGGAAUUUCAUUUAAUUUAAUUAAGCAACAAGGUUUUUGAUCCGAGGUUACUCACAUCAAGUGAAAUUACAUUUGCUACUCAAACAAAUCUCUGCCAACAAGGAAUUCUUGUAUUAAUUUGGUCUUAAGCCGCUUUUUCUAAUGUGAUAAAAGUUCAAUUUCACACCGAGACAAGAAAGAUUUUUAUUUCACCCACUGGUUGUUUAAAUAAAAUAAAUGAAUUAUUAUAA
Messenger RNA from Hippoglossus stenolepis (Pacific halibut), 2142 nucleotides. It is a transcript of the gene lias, whose product is annotated as lipoic acid synthetase. Gene Ontology annotation, molecular function: lipoate synthase activity; 4 iron, 4 sulfur cluster binding. Lineage: Eukaryota; Metazoa; Chordata; Actinopteri; Pleuronectiformes; Pleuronectidae. Gene Ontology annotation, biological process: lipoate biosynthetic process. The record is from RefSeq and is a predicted model, not a curated record. The coding region runs from base 234 to 1403 and encodes 389 amino acids. Gene Ontology annotation, cellular component: mitochondrion. The transcript is spliced from 12 exons.